GCGGAUCUGAGCUGCUAGUGCAAGGUAAAUGCUUUGUAGCGCCGAGUAUCCGACUGCUGCUUCCAAAUGCGUGCGUGGAGCUGCUCAACGUCCUUUAAAGAAAAAAAAGCGAGAGAUGACUGUGCCCGAGGCGGAUUGCACACAGUGAGGUGCGUCUCACCACCAACACCAACAACACGCCGACAACGACAACUGGGCUCCGUCAGGAACGUUGUGGCUGCAUUGAUUUAAUUUUAAAGUCUUAUGAGGAGUAUCUUCUCUGAACUGAAUAUGAAGCAAAUAUUUAUCGAUGAAAUUGGAGUAUAAAUUGAAAUGGAACUUGCUAGGCACCAGCUUUUCACCAAUCACAGAGGCAACUGCACAUUAAUGGCUAUCGUUAAUCCAAAAUUCCACGAUCAGGCAAGGAAAUUUGACUAACACUUCCUUCGUCCUCAAGAACCCGUCAUCAUGCAGUCUAGGAUUCCUGGCCCCACUGCAAGGGCGACUCCAGCAAUCGGCAGCAGUUCUAAGGCUCUCACAACUAUGAACAGACAAGGUCAAACUGUUAGCUGUAUGAAUAAGCACAACGCAUUGCCCAGCAAGUCCAGCAGCCAGAAAGAUUUAUCGGACAAUACAACUCAACUGCCAGCCAUGAAUGGAAAUGUGCAAUUAAAUUCGACAAUGCACCAGUGCUCUUCAGACACUUCUCAACAACGAAACCUACAACCGAACAGAAAGCAAACCUCAGAGAUAUCCUCCAAACAAACAGCGAGGCAGUUUAAUCCUUCAAGUUCUCCCUCAAUAAAUGAUCUGGAGAAGGUGUCAACCCCGGGAAAUGAAAGAAGUUCAUUUAAUGCAAAUAAAUCAGCAGAGGAACAUAAAUACCACAGUAAAACUUCCCGACAUAGUGCAGAGGGCAGAGCUGAAGUAUUUUUGAACAACAAGGGGCUGGACGGUUCAGUGGAUGUUGGGAACUCCGAAUUGUGCAAAACUGAACCAGAUAGCGGAGAAUUUACAUACAACAGUCCAAGGAUACCAAGGAAGGGAAUUGGUCAGUCUUUGAAUAAAACUCAGAACGUGCCGAAAUUCGCAUCAAAAAUUCCGGACAGAGGUCCAAAGGAAGAGAAGAAUGAUACAAGCGGGAUCAACACUAGGGGGAAAGUAGCUUCUACAAAAGCCUCUCGAAUUGCUGGCUUGAACCAUACGAGGAGCAGAGCUCUGAACGAUGUGCAAAAGGGCAUUGCAACACUCCCGCCCAGGGGAAAGUGUAAAUCCAGACUCAGUAUUUCAAAUGAUAAUCUAUUGCAGCUGUCCAGAUGUGGAAGUGCAACAGAUACAGAGAAACCCAAACACGGUUCCAGUCAAAGGCAGUGGAAAUCUGAUGUUAGCUGGAAGUCCUACAGUUUCUCCAAUUUGCAUUUAGACGACAGCGAAGAUUUGUCCGAACUUUCUCUCUCCUCCAUGAGUUCUCCAAAGCGUACUGUGACGGGUGGCGUGAAAAUGUACAUCAAUAGCAACGUCAUCAAGCUUCCAUCUCCGACACAAAACAGCCACCCCAACACAGCCACAGUAGCUCCUUUCAUGUACAAAGGUGAAACGAAUAGAGAAGGUAUUAACGUGGAACUAAAGGAGCCUGCCGCCUAUCCCAACACAGCGGAAUACAACUGGAAACACAAAAAAUCUCUUGAGGACAUUGACCCAGAGACCCAGAGAAAAAGGACUGUUCAGAAUAUUGUAGACCUUCGUCAGAACUUGGAGGACACCAUGACAAGUUUGAGGGGAUCACAGAUAUCCCAUAGUGCUUUGGACGCCGCCUUUGACAGUGACCUGACUGCGGAAGUCAAUGCCAGAAGCCGCGGCACAAGUUCAUCCAACCGAUCCUCACCGUUGUCCUGGCGCUACGGCCAAGCCAGCCCCCGCCUCCAGGCAGGCGACGCACCUUCUGUGGGCAGUGGGUGUCAGCCGGGAGGGAACUCAGGCUGGUUUGUCCGUGGUGACUCCUCUCAUUACUCCCACACCAUGCCUAUGCGGAGUUCCAGUAAAUCGUGUAACAUCUCUCGCUUGGACCUGGAUACUCUGGAUACGGAUGAUGUGGACCUGAAGUCUAUCAGUGGCGACAUGUCUGGCUAUAUGAGUGAUAGUGACUUGUUGGGGAAGACCAUGAACGAUGAUGACAUUACAACCGGUUGGGAUGAAAGCAGCUCCGUGAGCAGUGGCCUCAGUGACACCUCUGACAAUCUUAGUUCUGAAGAUUUAAAUGCCAGUUCAUCUCUCAACUCCUAUCCAACCACUCCCGUGGCAUCCAGACGAAAUUCCGGUGUUGCGCUGCGGACUGACGCGGAGAAGCGGUCUAUGGUUGAGAGCGGCCUGACUUGGUGCGGCAGCUCUGAAGGCAAAGGGCAGAAGAAGUCGGAGAGCGGCUACGAUGCCAGCAACCUCAAGAUGGAUCAAAACACAAAGUGGAGACGGAUUCGGAGCGAGUCAGCUGACGAGACCACGAAAGGAGAACUCAAGAAACUGCAGCCCUCCGUGCAAACGAGUUCACUAAAGAAGAUUGCGGCACCUGUGGGGGUGACUUCCCCAAUGACGUGUUCAGGAGCAGGCUCUCUGAAACCAGCUGGUAAAAUUGAUUCUAAAGCCCAAGACAAAGGAAAAAUGGCUCUCAAAGGAACGACCUUGCAAAGAUCUUCAUCUGAUGCCAGUCGGGACAGAGUUGGAGAGGCACGAAAACCUCCGUCAGGUAUUUCCAGGCCUUCCACUGGAAGUUCUUUCGGCUACAAGAAACCCACGACGGGCACUGCGACCGUCAUGACGGCUGGCGGGAGCUCUGCGGGGAAAGCUCCGAAAUCCACGGGCAUCCCUGUUAAACCGACAAACUCCAGGAAAACCAGCCUGGAUGUGUCCCAAAACAACGAUGGCUUCAUGUCGUCAAGUGCAAGGACAGCCGUGCAGUACCGCAGCCUGCCCCGUCCGGCCAAGUCCAGUUCUGUCAGCGUCACUGGCAGGGCGGGUAUGAACAGGCCGGUCAGCAGCAAUAUUGACCCGAGCCUCAUCAGCAGCAAGCACGGGGGGAUCCCAGUGUCCCGCCUGAAGGAACCCUCGAAAAUUGGUUUGGGGAGAACAAGCUCCGGGCCAGUGAAUCAAACGGACCGAGAGAAAGAGAAAGCCAAGGCAAAGGCUGUGGCUUCGGAUACUGAAUGUACAAGUGCAGCAGGUUCUGCAAAGAUGGCUGCAGCCUCUGACAGUCAAAGUAAAUUGCAAGGAAUGCGACAGCAAAGCUGCAAGUUCUCAGAGAUGUCAUCUCCAACUACACACAGGGUGAUAAGCUCAAAAGGAAUCAGCAAGCCACCUACAAUGGCCAACAUUGACAAAAUCAACUCCAACAGCCUAGAUUCAUCCACCUCAGGACAUCCUUUGAUCAGCAACAGUAUUGCCAAUGAAACAUUAACCAAACUCCCCGAUGUCCAGACAAGUACAAUCAGCUUAACUCCAUGUCUAACUCCAAGCCCUGCCCCUGUCCUUAACGUGAAUUCCAGUAGCUUUAGCCAAGGGCUUGGACUAGGUAGCAAUUUCAUAAACAACAAGGAAACCCUUAUGUACCCUAAGCUAAGUAGCCUGCACACCAGCAUGGAAUCUUUGGAUCUCCCGUUGAGUGUUCCAUGUUCAUUCCCACCUAACCGUACACUUUCAAGGGAAGAAGACCACAGCACUCUUACGUGGACUGGAAGUUCUAGAUUCUCACAGAUGGAGAGUGCAAAACGUGACAGAAAUACUCUGCCGAAAAAGGGACUAAGAUACGGAACAAGUUUACAGCCUGAAGACACCAAGGAAUGGCUCCACACACGUCCUAUCGGUGGAUCCAUGGACUCCGAUACCCAAUUAAUUUCUUCUCCCUCUGCUGUCCCAUUGUCAAAUUUAGCAGCAAGCCCCACAGUGGUAUCACAGCUCAACAGCCCCACCCCGAAGAUAAUGCGUUCCAACAGCAUUCCCACCCAUGAAUCCGCCUUCGAUUUGUAUGGAAGUUUACAGAUGGGAAGCACAAUUUCUUUGGCGGAAAGACCAAAGGGGAUGAUUCGCUCAGGUUCAUUUAGGGAUCCUGUGGAUGACGUUCAUGGCUCAGUGCUUUCCCUUGCCUCCACCACAUCAUCCGUUCAUUCUAUGAGUGAAGACAAGGUCCAAGGAGAGCAUAUCCGAAAACUACGUAGAGAGCUUGAAUCUUCACACGACAAGGUUUCUACACUUACAUCACAACUGUCUACAAAUUCUCAUCUUGUGGCAGCAUUUGAGCAAAGUUUGACUAACAUGACAUCUCGUCUACAGAAUCUUGCUGCGACUGCAGAACAAAAGGACUCAGAGUUAUUUGAUCUUAAAGAAACUAUUGAUAUGUUGCACAAAAAGAAUUCUGAAGCACAAGCUGCUAUACAUGGAGCCUUGAACCACCCAGACUUAACACCCAAAGAAUUGCGUAUAAAACGGCAGAAUUCAUCAGACAGUAUUUCCAGCCUCAAUAGCAUUACAAGCCACUCCAGCAUUGGGAGUGGUAAAGAUGCUGAUGCCAAAAAGAAGAAAAAGAAAAGCUGGGUUUAUGAGCUGAGAAGUUCAUUUAAGCAAGCCUUUACCCUCAAAAAGGCGCCCAAAUCAGCGUCCUCAUACUCUGACAUUGAAGAGAUAGCAACGCCAGACUCUUCUGUUCCAUCCUCGCCCAAAGUACAGCAUGAAGACGCAGAGUUAUCACCUCUCUCCAUGACGCCAUCAUUUUCAACCACUAAGGCCUUUGACUCCGGUGAGACUGGCCUGAAGGAUGUAUCAGUACUACGGGGUGAGCUGUGGGAGAAGGAAAGGAAACUGACGGAUAUUCGCCUGGAGGCUCUAAGUUCAGCUCACCAGCUCGAGCAACUGCGAGAGGCUAUGCACAAUAUGCAGGUGGAAAUUGAAGCACUGAAAAUGGAAAACGACCGUCUUAAAUCUGAUACAGGUACAGGAACUUCACAAACUGUGCCAAUUACUUCUGCCACUUCCUCUCCUCGGCCAUCACUAGGGCUCACAUUAGCUCAUUCGUUCAGUCUCAGUCUUACAGACUCUGUUGACCAAGAUACAUCCCCAAUGGAUGGGGUGACCUGUUCCUCCUCAAAGGAAGAAAGAAAUGUUCGAAUUGUGGUCCUACUGACUGAAGAGCAGAUUUGCAAUGAGACUACAAAGCAGCAAGAAUUUUUCCUUGGUUUUGCCAAAGUAAAUGGAGCAACUGACUGGACUACUUUAGAUGGAGUUAUCUGCCAGUCUUUUAAGGACUACAUUACAAAAGUGGACCCAGUGUCUUGUCUUGGCUUGAGUACAGAUGCCAUCUACAGCUAUAGUGUUGAUCAUGCGAAGCGAGUGUUUGGAACUGAACCACCAGACCUGCUGCCCCACAGAUAUAUGGGAAAAGAAGUCACCAGCUUCUCCGUCACUUUGAAAGGAUUACAAGAGAAAAGUAUAGACAGCUUGGUCUUUGAAACACUGAUUCCCAAGCCAAUGAUGCAGCAUUACCUCAGUCUACUGCUCAAGCACCGAAGGCUUAUCUUGUCUGGCCCCAGUGGGACUGGCAAGUCCUACCUGUCCAUUCGUUUGGCUGAAUACUUGGUUCAGCGGUCAGGACGAGAGGUCACGGAUGAAAUCAUUGUCACGUUUAGCAUGGACACACAUUCUUGCAAGGAUUUACAGCUGUAUCUUUCCAACCUCGCCAAUCAAAUUGACAGAGAGACGAGCACAGGCAAUGUGCCGCUGGUCAUAAUUCUUGAUGAUCUCAAUGAGCCUGGUUCUCUCAGUGAACUUGUCAAUGGUGCCCUUACAUGCAAGUAUCAUAAAUGCCCAUACGUAAUUGGAACCACCAACCAGCCGAUCAAGACAACACCAAAUCAUGGCCUUCAUCUAAGUUUCAGGUUGGUCCCAUUUUCGAACAACGCGGAACCCGCCAACGGAUUCCUUAGUCGCUACUUACAGCGAAAGUUGAUUGAGUCAGAGAACGUCGCAAAUGCGAACAAUAACGAAAUCCUCAACAUUCUCAACUGGGUGCCCAAGUUAUGGUAUCAUCUACACACGUUUCUGGAAAUGCACAGUACAUCUGACUUCCUCAUAGGUCCUUGCUUUUUCCUAUCUUCUCCUGUCAACAUGGCUGAAUUUAGAGAAUGGUUCAUUGACCUGUGGAAUUAUUCCAUUCUCCCUUAUCUUCAGGAAGGCGUUAAUGAUGGUGUUAAGACCUAUGGAAGAAAAGCUGUGUGGGAAGACCCUGCCAAAUGGGUACAGGAUACUCUACCUUGGUCAACUGCCCCACAAGACCGCUCCAAGAUCUUCCAUUUGCCUCCUCCAAGCAUAGGAUCCCAUGUUACUGGACCUCCUGCAGAUGAAAGAAAGAUCAAAGAGACGGCACCAACGUCAAUUGAAUCUGACCCACUUAUGAGUAUGCUACUGAGGCUCCAGGAGGCAGCCAAUUACACCCAAAGUUGUGAAGGAGACAAUGUUUUGGAAUUAUCUUUGCAAUCAACACAUUGAAAGAAAAGAAAGCAAGGAAUAUGGGAGCCAUCUUGUUUUUAAAUGUGUCAUAACUACAUUAUGAAUAUUGUAGUCCUGAGGCAGAUGUAUAUUCUGUGAUAGACGUAGUUAGAUAGGGGGCUAAAUUAAUUCAUGGGUAAAAUUGUAGGUUUAAGGCCCAAAAUCAUAUGUAAGUUAACUGUGAUCAUUUAUUGUAAAUCAUAUCACCUAGCCAUCUGGAAGGAAUAAUACAAUCUGACUGUAUGGACUUUUAAUGCUGUGUUUGUACCUUAUAAUUCAAUCUUCAAAAGUGCAUGGCAAUCAUUUAAGCAGAAACAACUAAUAUUUUAGUGAGCUUUAUUAAGGUUAACUCCGAAAGUACAACUCAAACAAUUACAGGGAACUGUCGCUGUUCCACUACUGCUAUCAUCUCAGAUGUCACACCGGUGCUUAUUGGAGAAACUCUCCACCAAACUUUGCAGUUGAUAGUGCUCAAAACCUCAUUCAUUCACACAGUUUGUGUGCACAAAAGCACAGCUAAAAAAAUGUGAAUCAUAGUGAAACCACUAAAACAGGAAUUUAUUAUUUCCCAAGUGAUAAAAUGGUGCACACAGGAAAUGAAAUGUCUUUGUAUCCUGAAUUUCAAACUGAUAUGUCUUUUUUUAAAUUUUGGUUUCAUUCACCGUUGAUGUGUAUUAUAGGAACCCUUUAAGUACCUGUUUCCCUAUGCACAUAUGAGAAGGCUUUUUAAACAAAGGCAGUUGAGGGAGGGGUGAGUGUACAUUAUGGAAACAAAAUUGUUAACCUCAGGAACAAAUUAUUUUUCCUCCUUCAACAUCGCAGCUUAAGUUAAUUAGUUUCAUUAGAUCCCCUGCACUAAACCUAUUAACAGGGGGCCAAACUGACUUUUCCCAGAGAUAACCUAAAACCUACUUGUACCUAGUUACUUGAAGAUGUACAGCAAACAAAUGUUUAAUCCCUUCUAAGUAUUAUCUGUUUUUGGGGCAUAUUACUUGUGUCCCAAUGGCUAGUCCAUAUGCAUAUGUCAUCCUAAAGAGUACCUAUAAUGGUAAGAGCAGGUUUUUUUUAAAUUUUAGCUACAGCACAGUAUGUGUUCCUUGUGUUUAUAAUGCUGCAAAUAUCCAACUUUUGAAAAUAGAUGCAGGAAUGUCAUAUUUAAAAUUUCUUCUGAACUUCUUCAACGUUAUUAUGAAGAACACCCGCAGCAUGAGUUAUUACUUGGAGCUUUUGCAAUAAAAUUGUGUGGGAAGAGAUUCACCCUCUGCUGUACGAGGUCAAUGUUUGAAGCAGUGCCAUGUCCAUUAGCCUCUACUUAACAAAUUUUAUUGAAGUCAAUGGAGCCAAAUUUCAAUAUUACAUUAGAACGUAGAGUGCUGGAGUAACUCAGUGGGUCAGGCAACAUCUAUGGAGAACGAGGGUAGGCGACGUGCAAACUGAAGAGUUCAGACUGCGUCUGAAGAAGGAUCUCUACCUGAAACAUCGCCUAUCCAUGUCCUCCAGAGAUCCUGCCUGACCCGUGUAGUUACUCCAGCACUUUGUCUUCGACAAGAUUCCAGCAUCUGCAGUUCUCUGUGUCUUCACUAUUACAUUGUACGUUUAAGGCAAACAGUAGAAAGUGAAUUUCUGGCCUGUACACUUUCCUUAUGGUGUAAACGGCAGCAUUGUAAGGAUUUUAAUGUGUUUCUGAACUAGCUUUUUCACAAUAUUCUGUGAUUUUUCUGGUUAUUGAUUAAAUCAAAUCAUCAACUUA
Messenger RNA from Amblyraja radiata (thorny skate), 8257 nucleotides. RefSeq names its product neuron navigator 1a (gene nav1a). Lineage: Eukaryota; Metazoa; Chordata; Chondrichthyes; Rajiformes; Rajidae. Gene Ontology annotation, cellular component: microtubule cytoskeleton; axon initial segment. Gene Ontology annotation, biological process: microtubule bundle formation; nervous system development; neurogenesis. Gene Ontology annotation, molecular function: ATP hydrolysis activity. Bases 448 to 6507 code for a protein of 2019 amino acids. The record is from RefSeq and is a predicted model, not a curated record. The transcript has 35 exons.